This is a messenger RNA of Pungitius pungitius (ninespine stickleback), 2883 nucleotides long. RefSeq names its product SIN3-HDAC complex associated factor (gene sinhcaf). The transcript has 6 exons. The coding region runs from base 209 to 1048 and encodes 279 amino acids. Gene Ontology annotation, cellular component: Sin3-type complex. The record is from RefSeq and is a predicted model, not a curated record. NCBI's taxonomy places the organism in Eukaryota, Metazoa, Chordata, Actinopteri, Perciformes, Gasterosteidae. Gene Ontology annotation, biological process: negative regulation of cell migration.
AGAAAAGCCUUCUGCCCUGCUCUGAAAUGGAGGUGUGGAUGUGACGCAUGCGCACUUCGUCCACAACCAUCAAGUCCCGUCCACAAGCGCAGACAUCAACAAGGGAGCGGGUUACGGGUAUGCGGGUCGAUUUUCAUAACAGUCACAUCGUAAGGACGCACUUUUUGGGAAUAUUACAUUGAAUCAGCCACACGCAGCUUGCAACAAGAUGUUUGGCUUUCAUAAGCCAAAAAUGUACAGGAGUCUGGACGGCUGCUGCAUCUGCCGUGCAAAGUCCUCCAGCUCUCGCUUCACGGACAGUAAGCGGUACGAGAAAGACUUCAGAAGCUGUUUUGGACUGAGUGAAACUCGAUCUGGAGAAAUCUGUAACGCCUGUGUCCUCCUCGUGAAAAGAUGGAAGAAGCUACCUGUGGGAACCAAGAAGAACUGGAACCACGUUGUUGAUGCCAGAGGAGGUCCCAGCUUGAAGAUAAGUUCCAGGCCCAAGAAAAUAAAGUCCAUCUCCAAGAAAGCACGGCCGAGCCAGAUCAGCCGGCUGCAGAAAGAGCUCAAGAGAAACAAUUCAGAUGCCCACAGCACCACCUCCAGUACGUCUCCAGCUCAGUCUCCUAGCUACAGCAACCUGUCAGAUGACGGCUCAGACAAUGAGCUCACCCCAGGGUCCAGUCGCUCUCCUGUUUUCUCAUUUCUGGACCUCACUUACUGGAAGAGGCAAAAGGUUUGCUGUGGAAUAAUCUACAAGGGCCGCUUUGGGGAAGUACUCAUCGACCCCCAUCUGUUCAAACCAUGCUGCCGCAAUAAACAACGGCAGCAGCACCAACCAGAGGAGGAAGAAGAGGAGGAGGAGGAGGAUGAAGAGGUGGAGGAUGAAGAGGUGGAGAUAGAGGAGGGUCAGCGUGGCGUGGAUGCUAUCGGGCAGAAAUCCCUGACGGAAGAGGAAGUGAAGGAGACACCACGGUGUGACCAAAAUGUUGGUCCUGCACAGCUAUGUGUUACCGUGACAACAUCUCCACCCAGGAGCGGGGCAGUGAUGGAGGGUGGAUGGUAAAGUCAAAACAAGGUCUGCAUUACUCUGAAGAAAUCUUGGGGUGCUGUUUUUCUUUUCUUUCUUUUUUAAGCACUUACAGAAAGUAGUAACCUCAGAUUGCCUUCGGUCAUUAAGCAGUGGAAACCCGUUUGUUCUUCUCCAUAUAAGAUGGAGGUUUGUGUAUUUGGUUGAAAUGGUAAUUUAUGACCUGUUGUUUUUCCACUUUGUCUCUUAUUUUGUAUUUAAUAUUCAAACCAUAAUCUGUGGUGUUUUUGAUAUCCUUUAGGUGAAAUGCUGGAGCUCUAGUAAUUUAGUUUAAAUGAUUUUAUUCCAAAACGCAAUACAUCCACUUACUCUCAGAAGGAGUUGCUACUUUAAAUGCAUUACUCAACAUUUUACACAUACAGCUGAACUCAUUCUCAUGUGGCUGCUUUACAAGCAUACAUGUUAGGAUCUAUUAUUCAAAGGCAUUACUUUUGCUUUGUUAUGAGUAGAUAGCUCUUUUUUGAAAUGGUGAAACGUUUUGGAAUGAAUGACACUCCAUGUUGACAGAGCAAAGACAUGUACCGUAGUUCCUGUGUUUGUCCCUUUUCACAUUGACAUCCAAUCCUAUCCAAGAGUUUGUGUGUUUAAGACUGUCUGUGUGUGCAAAUAUGUGAGUGGGUCCCAUUUAAACAAGGCCUAUUCACAGCUUCAAUAGCAAAUACACCAGCCUUAAUAAUGUAUUAGAGACAGUGCUAGUGUUAAUUAUGGAUCGGUAUUAAGGAACACAAGGGACAGUAUAUUUAAUGUGGCCUCAGCAACACGUAGUGCAUUUUGGCAUGAAUGGCAAACCCACUCAUACAAAAGACUGAAUGAUCUGAUGCAUGAGUCUACUAAAAUUGCAUGGCCUUAUAAUAACUGUAAAUCUUACUUUUUUAUUUUUUUGUAAUCCAUUUUGCUGAAAUUUUGACCUUAUUUUUAUAUGUAAGAAAAAAAGCAAAAUCCCACAUAAUACAACAGCAAAAAACACAAUCGGUCUAUAGUGAUUUAGCAAUAUCAAUAUCAGUGAUUCCUGUCAUUCUUGGGUCAGUACAGGUAAAAUACUUUAUACAAGUUGAAAUGCUAUGCCAUUGCCUCUUUAUAUACCACAAAUGUGUUGUGAUAUAUAGCCUAAUAUUACUUUAUUUAUCAAACAAAAGCCAAAGCACAUUGAAAUUCACCCAUUUUCUAAUCAAUGCAGGUUUUCCAUGGACACUUCUGCUUGUCUGAGGUCAUUUGUAUGUAUGUUUUUUGGUAUUCUAAACAGAACACUAAUAGGAAUUUUCAUACAUGUUUUUUGUAGUCAGGAGCAAAGGGUGACUUACAGUAUGUAAAUAAGGGGUUGGGUGAGCCAUAUGGCUCUUUUAUGGAUUUCAUUAUUUAUUUAUUUCAUAUUUAUUUGUAUCACUGCAUCCCCGCUUACAAGUGUAAUAUUAAUUAUUUUAUCCUUUCAUUAUACGUAGAAUAGUUUUGUACCUAAGAAAUCGAAUGUGAUCUCACACAGGCUUUGUUUAAUAUUGCAUUGAAUUACCAGUUGUCAAUAUUUGUGAAAUGUUGUCAUGUAUUUAUUUACUCAUCAGUUGCGUGCAACCUAACUUAUUCUGUAUCUUUCCUUUGGAUCUGCAUCACGUAGACUGAAACAUAUAGAUUGCAACCAAACUGUACUUUUUCUCCUUUUAGCCAUUAGCUUAAGAUGUUUCAGAAUUGUAGGAUACUAGAUUUGCAUGUAUUGUUGCUAUGCAUUUACUUAGCUUACAAGUUAGAAAAAGCGGUUUUGUAUUUUUUAUAAAUCAUGUACUUUUUUUACCUAUCCGUUAAUAAAAGUAAAUUUUGGA